Monodelphis domestica (gray short-tailed opossum) is the source of this 9004-nucleotide messenger RNA. The record is from RefSeq and is a predicted model, not a curated record. Lineage: Eukaryota; Metazoa; Chordata; Mammalia; Didelphimorphia; Didelphidae.
UUUAGAUGUCCUGGUAAAUGUAUCUAUAGCAUUCUUAGCCUUUCUUUGAUAUCUUUGCUUUAUGCAUCAUAAUAUUAUUUUUAAAGAUAUCAAUUGCAAUCCUUAUAAAACUAAGAAUUAUUUUCUAUUUGAACCAUCCUUAACCUGAGAUAAUCAUCUACCUGCUAGCAAAGUAUACUCUAACAUCCCUAUACACACUGACCUUCUGAGAUUUCUUUCUUCUUUUGGUAUGAACAGCCAAAAAAAAAAGAAUACCAUUGUUUUGGACCUAUUUACUAUAAAGGGAAAUAACUCUGAUCUACUAUGUAGAGGACAAUUCUCAGUUAUUACAACAAUUCCCAUUUUCUAGACAUUGGUUUAAAAUGAAAAUUAGAAAACUGGAGAAGGAAUAAUUACCAAAUAAAAAUAUUGCACUAAAAUAUUUGCUAAGCAUCUGGAGGAAAGGUAGAAGAGAUGGUUGUGUCAUUUCCCCCAUUCUGAAUAAACUCCAGUGGCUCCCUAUGACCUCCAGGAUCAAUUAUACAGUUCUCUUAAAAUCCUUCCCACUCUGGCCCCUUUCUACAUUUCCAGGUACUUAGACAUCUCUCCCUCCUUCUGCACACUCAGUGACCCAAUUGUUUUGGCCUAUUUAUUCCUUGAAGAUGAUUUGAUUUUCCAUCUCCGAUCUAAAAAACUUUCAAACUGGUUAUCUCCCAUUUCCAAAAUGCUGCUCCUCUUCCUCCUCACAUUAACUUUUAUGACUUCCUUCAAGACUCAGCUCAAAUUCUACCUUCUUCUGGAGGGCUUUUUCCCCUCCUUCCUCUCCAAACUAACCUUGCAUCCACUCUGUACAUAUCUUCCAUGGUUUACGUAUUGUUUUCCCCAUUAGAAUGAGAGUUCCUUAACUCCAGGGACUCUUUCUGCCUUGCUUCGAAUCCCCAGAGCUUAACAUGUCUGGCAUAUGGUUAACACUUCAUAAACACUUACCAGUUCAUAUAUAUUUAAUAUCUAGUAUUGACACAGCUCUAAAUAAUUCUAAUGUUGGCAAAGAGCUUUAAAAAUAUUAUUAUAAUUUAUCUUUUCAACAACUCUGUGAAAAAGAUGCUAUUAUUAUACCCAUUUUAUAGAUGAGGAAACUGACAAAGGUUGAAAUGGGACUAAAUGCUGGUGCUUUUUUUAAUCGUAUUUGAAAUGUCUAGCUACCAGGGAUUUUAGCUCCAUUACUUGUUUCUAAGAAUAGGAAACCCAUAUUGCUUAGAGUUCUUACAGAAUUUUUGUUCAGAAAAUAUUUCUGUACCUACUUUGAUACUUCUAUUUCCCCCAACGAUGUCAGAAUGAAGGUGAAAGGAGAAAAGAAUAGGACCAAAAGGGGGAAAAUAGGAUGGAAGGAAAUACACAGUAGACAUAAAUGUGAAAAAAAUUUAUAGCAAGUUUCUCUGAUAAUGACCUCAUUUCUCAAAUACAUAAAGAACUGAGUCAAAUGUAUAAAAAUGCAAGUCAUUCCCCAAUUGAUAAAUGGUCAAAGGAUAUGAACAGGUAGUUUUCAGACAAAGUAAACAGAACUAUCUAUAGACAUGAAAAAUGUUCUUUAUCACUAUUGAUUAGAUAACUGGAAAUCAAAAUCACUAUGAGGUACUACCACACACCUAUCAGAUUGGCUAAUAUGGCAGGAGAGGAAAAUGACAGAUGUUAGAGGGAAUGUAGAAAAAAACUGGAAUAUUAAUGCAUUGUUGGUAGAGUUGGAAUCUGGUCUGAUCAUUCUAGAGAACAAUUAGGAACUAUGCCCCAAAGGCUAUAAAACUGUGUACAAGUAAACCCACUACUAAGUUUGUAUCCCAAAGAGAUCAAAGAAAAGGAAAGAAGAUCUAUAUGUAUGAAAUAUUUAUACUUCUUGUCAUGCCAAAGAACUAGAAAUUGGGGGGAUGCCCAUCAGUUCAGGAAUGGCUGAACCAAUUGUGACUGUGGCAGACUAUUGUGCUAUAAGAAACGACAAGCAGGAUGCUCUUGGAAAAACCUGGAAAGACUUCUGUGAAUUGAUACAAAGUGAAAUGAGCAGAAACAGAAAAACAUUACUCAGUAACAGCACUGCUGCUGUAGGAUUUGUGAAUGGCUGAGUAGCUAUUCUCAGCAAUACAAUGAUCCAAGCCUGUCUCAAAGGACUUUCGACGGAAAAUGCUAUCCACCUCCAGAGAAAGAACUGAUGGAGUCUGAAUGCCAAUGCAAAGCAUAUUUUUAAAAACUCUUUUCUUCUGGCUUAGAGUCAAUACUAAAGUACUAAUUCCAAGGCAAAAGUGGUGAAGGAAUAGGCAGUGGGGGUUAAGUGACUUGCCCAAGGUCACACAGUCAGGAAGUCUGAGACUCUAUUUAAACCCUGGACCAUCCAUCUCUACCUUUCUAUCCACUGGGCCACUUAGCUGUCCCUAAGGCAAUUUUUUAAACUUAAUUUUUUCUUGUUUGUUUGUUUUUGGUCUCUGUUUUCUUUUAUCACAUGACUAAUAUGGAAACAUAUUUGCAUAACUGCACAUGUAUAACCUAUAUCAAAUUGCUUGCGUAUCAGAAAAGGGGGAAAAGAGGGAGAGAGGGAAUUUGGAACUCAAAUUUUCAAAAAAAAAAGUCUAAAAAAAUUUUACAUGUAAUUGGGUAAAAAAAAAAUCUUUUGAAAUCAAUAAGUAUAUAACCCUAAAAAAAGUAAGACUGCUUUGAAUAUAGAUGGGCAGUUGGUACCCAUUAUCUUAAGAAAAUGUUUUAUUGACUAAAACUCUAAACAAAGAAAAUAAAAUCAAACGGGCUCGUUUGGUUCAGGUAUGGACUGGUAGAAAAUUCAGAUUGUAAUGUAGGAUGAAGAUAUCUGUUCCUGGUGUUCUUUUGCUAAAGAGAUAAAUAUCAAUGAGAACACUCAGGCCAAGAUAAACACUCCUGACCUACUAAACUUUGUUAGACUGAAUUUUUCCUACUCUGAUCUCCUCAUUUCAUACGGCUUGCAGAUUCUUCUAGAAAGAUCUCUUCAAACACAAGUUACCAAAUCAAUGCUGGGAGUUUAUAUUGGUUUUGAGAGUGGGUCUUUCCAAAUAUGGAAAUAUGUAUUGCAUGAUAGCACACUCCAAAUGUGAGGAAAUGAGCGUUAAAAAAUUGUUUCUAGGGGGCAGCUGGGUAGCUCAGUGGAUUGAGAACCAGUCCUAGAGACAGGAGGUCCUAGGUUCAAAUCUGGCUUCAGCCACUUCCUAGCUGUGUGACCCUGGGCAAGUCACUUGACCCCCAUUGCCUAGCCCUUACCACUCUUCUGCCUUGGAGCCAAUACACAGUAUUGACUCCAAGAUGGAAGGUAAGGGUUUAAAAAAAAAAUUGUUUCUACAUGCAAUUGGAGGGGAAAUUAAAUAACACUGGGAAAAAAGCACUAAGACUCCCCAUCGAGCCCAACAAAGUUUGGGGGCUGAUCACAGGUCCAGUCCCACUAUAGAUCCCCAUGCCCUGAGUUUGGCCAUUUCAACUCUCUUUAGUCAACCUGAUAGUCCUCCUUGCUCCUGAGGACUCACCAUUCUGAUACCAAAUUUGGUGCCGAUAGCCAAUCACCUGAGCCCAGCCCAGCUCAGAAUUCCUUUCACCUUCUCUGAGAAUUAGGAUUAAAGUCAUAUACUAUUAGAAUAAUAUAUUGAAAACCACAUGAUUAUAUGGAUGCUGAAGUAGCCUUUAAUAAAAUGACACCAUUUAUUUAUAUUUAAAAUAUAAGGUAUAAGACUAUGUGGACCUUUUUUGUAAUGAAUAAAAGCAUUCAUUUGGAAAAAAAUAAUAAAUAAAAAUAAAGGUAUUUGCUACCCCUGUGGUGCUUUGUCUUUUAAAAUGACUUUGCCAAGCACAUUAAUCUUCGUAAGUCUAUGGGAAUUUAUUUAUCAUAGAAUCUUGGACUUUAUCUGAUCCAACUGCCUCCCCAAUAGAGAAAAUAUCUCCCUUCUCAGUUAGCCUUCCAGACUCUACUUGAAUAUUCCCAUUGAUGGGGAACUCAUUGCCUCAGAGGAGAGUCUAGUCCAUUUCGGGCAUGUCUAAUAUAAAAUCCAUCUUGCAUUGAUUUGAAAUCCACCUCUAUAGUGCCUCCAACCUUUGGUCUUAAUUAGGAAUGACAUACCAUAAAGCCAAUCCUCCUCGAAUAUGAUGGCUAUUUAAAUAUCAGAUAUAAAUAACCUUGUUUCCCAUCAGCCUUCCCUUCCCCAGAAUAAACAUGGUCACUCUCUUGAACUAUUUUAAGUAGCUUGGUUUGCCCUGAUCUUCUUAAAUUUCUUGCUACCUUCUUUUUUUUUAACCCUUCCCUUCCAUCUUAGAAUCAAUACUGUGUAUUGGUUCCAAGGCAGAAGAGUGGUAAAGGCUAGGUCAUGGGGGUUAAGUGACUUGCCCAGGGUCACACAGCUGGGAAGUGCCUGAGGCCAUUUUUUGAACUCAGAUUUCCUGCCUCCAGGCCAGGUAUUGUAUCCACUUCACCACCUAACUGCCCAGACAAGAAAUACAUGUGUAAAUAUAGUAUGAAUAAACAUAAAGAAAAUAAAUAGAAUUCAAUACCGAAGUAGUUAGCUGAAACUUUUGUUGUACCUACACCUGAUAGGGAGAACACUAGCCUUUGGAGGUAUCAAGGAAAUCUUCCUCUAGAAGCUGAUCCUUGAGCCGUGUAUACCUACAAGGAAAAAGAGGGAUUCUUUGAGGUGGAGGAGAAGUAAGCUAAUAUUCCAGCCAUGGGUCAGCAAGGAAAGAACCAAGCUUUGAUUAAGCACCUACUAUGUUCCAGACACUUUACAAAUAUAUUAUUUGUUAGAAGCAACAACUCUGGGCAGAUGGAGUUCAUCCCCAUUUUACAGCUGAAGAGACUGAGGGAGACAAAUUAAGUGACAAGUAAGUGUCUGAGACUGAAUUUGAACUCAUCUUCCUGAGUCCAGACCCAGCACCUUCUAUUGCAACACCUAGAUGCCUCUAGAGGCAAUCAAUGCCAAGGGAUGAUGGAGAGUUGUUUUUGAGGAACAGAGAGAAGGUUUGCUGGGCUAGAUUGCCGAGCAUGGGAUAGGAAGUAUCAUACUAGGAGAGAAAUGUGAUUCAAACAGGGUAGACUAACCAUUGAACUAUCAUUUUCCUAAUUCUAGAUUAUUUCGUUCUUUUCAUUCAUUAUUUCAUUAAUGCAUUUCUGGCAAUCCUAAGAGAGUAAACUAAAGGUCCUGUGUCUUUUUUUCCCCUUGUGAACAGCAGCUAUUAAUUAAGCCUAUGAUUCUGCAAUUGAUUUUUUAAGCCAGGCUGCAGAAUUUGACAUUUAUCCCUGAAAAAAUUUUCACCUUGUUGUCCCCAUUAUUGUAGCCAGUUAAGAUCUUUUUUAAUCUUAGUUCUGUGAUUCAACAUAUUAGCUCUCAGUCCCAACUUGGAAUCUGUAAAUUUAAUACCAAUCCCUUGUCUGUCUUCUUCUGAGUUAUUAAAGAAAUCAUUAAAGAGGCUGGAUAUUGAACAGGACCAAGCACAGAGUCUUGGAGAACAUCAAUAGUGGUUUUCCUUCCAAAUGAAAGUAACCAGCAUUCUCUGGUACAAUUGUCCAUCCAGUUAUAAGCCCAACUGGGUAUUUAUCAUCUAGUCAACCCUUCUCCAGUUGCCCAUAGGAAAAGAGAGAAACAAAGACAUAAGAGUCCGUGACAUUCCCUCAAUCUUUCUAGCAACAAAAGGAAGUCAAGUUUGUCUAAAAUGACUCAUUCUUAGACAUCUAGUAAUAAGGCCUCCUUGUCUCAGUAUUCACAAACCACCCGUUUAAUUAUGAGUCCUGAGACCUUUCUGGAUAUCGACUUGAAGCUCUCUCAACAGAUUUGUUCAACAUCUUCUGCCCAACCCUUCAAAAUGCAAGUAGCCACCUCAACGAGUUUGAGCUUCUCUUCUUCAAAUGUCGAUAAAAGCCCUUAUUGAGUUUCUCUACAUAUUCAAUAUCAUGCUAGCUACUGGGGAAGGAGGCAGAAGAAAUUUGAUAUAAUGGCAAUUCCUAGAAAAAGAAGUCUGGAGGAAGCAGAGACGGGGAAGGAAGGAGGGAGGACGAUACCUGAGCCACAGAGCAGGGACUCUUGUCUUAUUUAUAGAUUAACUGACUCCUAGAGGCUUCUCUUUCGGCAUCCCUUCAUCAUUUAUUUAAAUGGAAUGGCAUCUUCCCCUGAGUUGCCCUUGAUAAUAAAAGUCAUGUAUCUUUCAGUAAGCAUUCCAUUAUCCACACAGCACAUACUAAGAGGGGACCAGGGGAAAGAACAAGCCUUUGUCUUCAGAAUGUAUGUCCUGGAAGGAGCCCGGGGACUCUCUUUGUACAAAGAUGGAAGUUUGUUCUCAUAACGUGUUGGGAGAGUGUUAGAGGUGGAGCUUAUCAAAUACAGUCCCCUAGUGUUACAGAUGGGAAAAAAAUAAAAUAAAAAUAAAACUGAGACCUAGAGGAGUAAAAUGAAUUGUCCAAGGUCACCCAGGCAUUAGAAUAUUAGAGAAGGGGUUAAAUCAAGAUCCUCUGACUCCAAAUUCAGGAAUCUCUCCCUUACCUUAUUAUCAGAAAUGUUAGGCAUCUGAAGAAUACUUCUGAGGAUCAAAAGGAACUUUUAAAUUAUUAAUAACCAGACCUAUUCUUUUACCCAUCUACUAAGAAUUUGCUGAGGAGCUGAUAAAGGAUUUAAUUAUUACUAUUACUAUUAUCAAUGUUAUUCCCAUUUUCCUCCAUCAAAUACUUCUUAUCCAUGUUACCUGAGUAGUCAAUAUACCUCUCUCUGCCUCAGUUUCCACAUUUGCAAAAUAGAGAUGAUACUAGAAUCUAUGCCAAUCAAUGCCAAAUGAGAGAAUAUCUAUAAAGAGUUGUGCAAACCUCAAAGCAAUAGAUAAGUAUUAGCUCUUAUUAUAAAGUGGAUUAAGGUGUUCAGCCAUGUCAUCUUACAUGAUGCUUACAAAAGCCCUGUGAAGUGGGUGCUAUUUAAUAUCCCCAUUUUAUAAAGGAAGAAAUCAGUUCUCAGAGAAGCUAAGUGACUUACCUGGUGUCAUAUAACGAUCAAUAAUAAUAAUUAUCAUUAUUUUUCUUAUAGCUAGAAUUUAUAAGGUGCCUUACAAAAGCUUUAAAUAUGUUGACUCAUUGAUUCUCACAACUCUGUGGGAUAUAUGCCCUUAUCCCCAUUUUACAGAUAAGAAAACUGAGACACCAAGAGUUUAAGGGGCUUGUCAGAUCUGAGAUGGGAUUCGAACUCAUGUUUCCUGACUCCACAUCCUUGAAACCUAGCAACUGCAUCACCUAGUUUGAGAUGACAUUCCUGUCACAUUUUCCAAACUUCAAGUCCAAGACUCUAUGCGCUAGGCAACACUGCCUCCUAUAGGCACUGUGGACAAUACCAAAGAAGAAUGAUAACAGUGAGCCUGCCUGCCCUCAAGAAUCUUGCUGCCUAGGUCCAAUUGACUGUCGCUGGCCAACAUGAUGAAUCUCCGGUACAUGAAGGAUUACUUUGCCUGGCUGUAUUACCAAUACACUAUCAUUAGCUGCUGUGCUGUCCUGGAGCCCUGGGAGCGAUCCAUGUUCAACACCAUUUUUCUCACCAUCUUGGGAAUGGUCGUGUACACAGCCUAUGUCUUUAUCCCCAUUCACAUCCGCCUGGCAUGGGAGUUCUUCUCAGAAAUAUUUGGAGACCAAAGUACUGCUUAAGUCUCUAACUGAAAUUGCUCAAUACCAAUAGGAAGGGCCUCCGCACUCUGCGAAGUUCUAUUACAUAAUGAUGUUGUUGCUUAGGCAUUUCUGAUUUCUGUGAACGUUGCAUCCUCCUGAAACAUCUGACCUGAAAAAUGGACUCUUAUCUAUGCACUACUGUACACUUUCUCAGUUUGAAAAAAUUACUCAUUGUUCGCAAUAUGCACCAAUUAUCUACAAUGCAGUUUGUCUCUAAGAAAAAUACUUUUCACAGUCUGUAUUUUCUCAUAAGAAAAAGUAGAACUUUCUGCUCCUCAGAUCCAUGGCAUUAAGUCUAUUUUCUAUCAGAACAAUUUCUUAUCUAAAAAUGUCUGGUAAGUAACAGUGACAGGUACUUAGAAAGAGCAGAGGAAGGAAGGGUAUUUGGGCACCCACGGUAGAAGGGUAAAUGGUAUUUCUGUAAGGAAUGCUGCAGGAUAUGUCUUUCCAAUUGUUUGAUGAUGUGUGAGAGAUGUGAAACAAAUUACAGGAACCCUUCAAGGCAUCAGUCUGCUGGAAGGCUGCCCAUUUCUUCUGAUGUUUGCCCUCAAAUAUACAAGAAGGGUUUAAGGUUUACCUUUGCAGAAAAUGGCCCAUGUAAUCUUUUCUCCCAAAGCAUGGUCAUCACUAGUGUUGUGGUGGUUUCAAAUCAACAGUGUUGGUUUUCCAGAAUCAAGGAAUUAUUGUCAUUCAAAGAACUGUGAGUGCAAGAGACUAAAUCUGAUUAAAGCCAGUUCCGCUAUCAUGUCUUCCAAAGUUGUCUUGCCUUGCAUGAUAUAAAAUAAAUAAAAUUUUUAAUUUAAUUUUUAAGAAGCAAAUUGCUUUCUUGUUAUGCUAUCACUCAGUAGAGCAAGAAAAGCAUGUGUUGGGCUAUAAGAGGUUGAGCUGAUAAAUAGACUGGAAAUAAUAUUCUCACAGCAAGAAGUCUAUAGCUCCAACUAAAGGCUUAAAUAGAGUGAGUGGCUCCUUUGCAGAGCAGCAAAGAGAUUUAUUAAAUCAUCUUGGAAUGUUUAUCUUGGAAAUGAGCUUCUAAUUAUAUUGUUGCUUCAAAUGUGAAUGCCAAAGAGCAAGCUUUGUACCAUUUUUUUUCCUUUAUGGACAUGCACUAGUGUUGAUGGCACGGAAGGAGAGAAGUAAAUAGCGUUUGAACACUAUCUGGACAAUGAGGACAUGUCAUGAAGAAAUUACUUAUUUGGGAGAGUUCUUGAAAGUAAAAGGUUUUGUGCUCAAGGGAAAGAUUUUUGUAUUUGUCAAAAAUAAGGGCAUGUAUUGAAGAGGACCCAGACCUGAAUACAGAUAUAUUGUUUUUUGAAAAAUAAAAGUUAGUUUAAUUGUUCA